Molecule: messenger RNA, 1290 nt
Organism: Monoraphidium neglectum
Lineage: Eukaryota; Viridiplantae; Chlorophyta; Chlorophyceae; Sphaeropleales; Selenastraceae
Product: Dual specificity protein kinase shkE
Exons: 9
Coding region: 1-1290 (429 amino acids)
Biological process (GO): protein phosphorylation
Molecular function (GO): ATP binding; protein kinase activity
Source: RefSeq, a predicted model, not a curated record
AUGCCCUCAGCAGAUGCUGCGCCAGGCAUCGCGGCCCCCACAGGCGGCUGGGGCAAGGCGCGCGGCGCGGUGAUGAACCGCGUGGGCGUCAGCAAGGCGUUCAAGACGCUGCGCGAUAUGGCGGGCGCCGAUGGGUACAUCGACCCCGCGACACUGGAGCCCGUCAAACCUCUAGGGGAGGGCGCCUUCGCACGCGUGGAGAGCGCAUGGCACUCGCCCCCUGGCGGCGGGGCGCGCUACAUGGUGGCCGUCAAGCACCUGAAGCCCGAGCUCUACUCGGAUGAGUCAGAGCUCACUCUUUUCGCCUCGGAGGUCGACCUCAUGCGGAAGCUAUCCCACCGAAAUAUCGUCGGCUUCGUCGGCGCGGGCGAGCCCGGAGCCGGCGGCUCCGUCGGCGCGUUCGAGUUCAUGGGCGGCGGCACCCUCAAGCGCCUGGUGUACGACCAGAUGAUGGCGGGGCCGCGGGCAAUCUACACAGACGCAGCCGCCCUGUCGAUGGGGCUGCAGGUGGCGCGCGGGCUGCGCUACCUGCACAACUCCAUGCCCAUGGUGCGGCCAGCGGCCGCGCCCGCGCCUGCGCCCUGCUUGCUGCCGUCGUGCCUGUAUGCGAUGCGGGUGAUCCACCGCGACCUCAAGCUGGAGAACAUACUGCUCAAGGCCGCGAGGCCCAAGGAUGGAAGCUGGGAGGUCAAGAUCGCAGACUUUGGUCUGUCAAAGACAGUGGAGGUCCACCACGCGGCACUGGCGGCGCGCCGCGCCGAGCCGGGCGGCCCGACCGCGACCGCCGUCGCGGCGGCGGCCGCGGGGGCGAGGGACGGUCUGGCGUCGCCCGCCGGCGGCGGCGCGCGCCGCCUGCGAGCUCCGUCCGUGCUGCCGCCCGCCGCGGAGGCGCCGACGUCGUUCGAUUUGACCGGUCAGACCGGGUCCCUGAUGUACAUGGCGCCGGAGGUCUACUUGCAGCAGCCCUACAACGAAAAGGUUGACGUGUUUAGUUUUGGCCUCAUACUGUUCGAGCUGCUGCAGAAGUACGUGAUGCUCUCCGCCGUCUCCAUCAGGGGCACUCGCGAGGAGUUGGAGGCGUACGCGGCGCGCAUCUCCCAGGGCUACCGCCCCCCGAUCCACGCCAGGUGGCCGCCUGCGGUGACGUCACUCAUCGAGGACUGCUGGGCGCAGGACCCCGCCGCGCGCCCCUCGAUGGACAAGGUUGUGGCGCGGCUGGAGGAGAUCCAGGCGUCGGGCGUCCUGGGGCUGGAGGCCGCCCCGGCGGGCUGCGCGUGCACCAUCUGCUGA